Molecule: messenger RNA, 1947 nt
Organism: Nerophis lumbriciformis (worm pipefish)
Lineage: Eukaryota; Metazoa; Chordata; Actinopteri; Syngnathiformes; Syngnathidae
Source: RefSeq, a predicted model, not a curated record
AUGCCGGAGGACCCAUCGAUGAUUCCCGUCAAGCCCGAGAUCGCGCAGCGUGCUCAUGUUCCCUCGAUGGACGACUACCGGCGGCUCUACCAGGCGUCACUCGAGGAUCCGCAGGCUUUUUGGCUCGAUCAGGCGGAGCGGCUGAGCUGGUUUCAGCCGCCGGCGGUGGCUGGCGACUGGGAUUACCACAGCGUCGACAUCUCGUGGUUUGCCGGCGGCCAGCUCAACGCUUGCUACAACUGCGUCGACCGCCAUGCCCACAGCCAGCCGGACAAGACGGCGAUCAUCUGGGCCGCCGACGAGCCCGGCGAAUACACCCACAUCAGCUAUCGCCAGCUGCAGCGCGAGGUUUCUCGAGUCGCCAAUGUGUUGCUGGCUCACGGGGUAGAGCGCGGCGAUCGAGUGUGCAUCUACCUGCCGAUGAUCCCCGAGCUGGCCUACACCAUGCUGGCUUGUGCGCGGAUUGGCGCGGUGCACUCGAUCGUCUUCGCCGGCUUCUCGGCCGAGGCCUUGCGCGACCGGAUCGUCGAUGCCCACUGCAAGGUGGUAGUGACCGCCAACCAAGGACUGCGGGGCGGCAAGCAGAUUCCGCUCAAAGACACCACCGACCAGGCGGUGGCGGAGCUCGAUUUUGUCGACUGCGUGUUGGUGGCGCGGCGCACCGACCAUGCGCCGGCGAUGCAGGUGGCCGUGACUAUUGGCUCGACGAAGAAGCCGCAGCAGCGGGCGGUGUGCCCGGCGGUCUGGAUGGAUGCCGAGUCGCCGCUCUAUAUCCUCUACACCUCGGGCUCGACCGGUCAGCCCAAGGGCGUGCUGCACACCACCGGCGGCUACCUGGUCUAUGCCUCGCUGACCCACCAGAUCGUCUUCGAUAUCCACGACGACGAUGUCUACGCCUGCGUAGCCGAUAUCGGCUGGGUGACCGGCCACAGCUACAUCAUCUACGGGCCGCUGGCCAACGGCGCCACCACGGUGAUGUUCGAGUCGACCCCGACUUACCCCGACGCCGGGCGCUACUGGCAGCUAGUCGACGACCUCGGCAUCACCGUGUUCUACACCGCGCCGACGGCGAUCCGCGCCAUCGCCCGCGAGGGUAGCGAAUGGGUCGAGAAGCACAGCCGCCAGAGCCUGCGGGUGCUGGGCACGGUCGGUGAGCCGAUCAACCCCGAGGUUUGGCAGUGGUACCACGACGUGGUCGGCAACGGACGUUGUGCGAUCGUCGAUACCUGGUGGCAGACCGAGACCGGCGGGAUCUUGAUUUCGCCACUGCCUGGUGCCAUCGCUGCCAAGCCGGGCUCGGCGACGUUGCCUUUCUUCGGGAUCGAACCGUGUUUGGUGGACGAGGACGGGCACGAGAUCGAGGGCAACGACGUACGCGGCAACCUGUGCAUGAAGCGCUCUUGGCCGGGCCAGGCACGGACCAUCUACGGCGACCACGGGCGUUUCAAAGAGACCUACUUCAGCCAGUAUCCCGGCCUCUACUUCACCGGCGACGGCUGCCGGCGUGACCAGGAUGGCUACUACUGGAUCACCGGCCGGGUGGAUGACGUCCUGAAUGUCUCCGGCCACCGGCUGGGCACUGCCGAGGUCGAAAGUGCUUUGGUGGCGCACGAGGCGGUCGCCGAGGCGGCGGUGGUGGGCUGCCCCCACGACAUUAAGGGCACUGGGGUCUUCGCCUACGUGCUGAUAACUCCGGCUUACGAAUCGACCCCCGCCGACGAGUUGGUGGCCACCCUGCGUGCCCAAGUCGCCAAAGUCAUCGGCCCGAUUGCCAAGCCGGAUGACAUCCAGAUCUCCCCCGGCCUGCCGAAAACCCGCUCGGGCAAGAUCAUGCGCCGCAUCCUGCGCAACAUCGCCGCCGGUGCCUACGACGACAUGGGCGAUAUCUCCACCCUGGCCGAUCCCGGGGUCGUCGAGCAAUUGAUCGCAGCCCACAAGGGCAGCUAA